AUGUCUCAAUCUCAAGAAUUAAGUCGUGUAAAUCCUCCACCCGGAGUUGAUGCAAAUCAAGCAGCAAUAAGUUUAAUGGCAAUGGCUGAGACUUUUCGAUUGGCUUGUCGUUAUAAAAUGGCGAUCAAAUGUUGCAUGACAGCCCUUCGUGUCCCAACUUCUGUUGAAAUUUUUUCUCUUUGUUCUUAUGAACUGGGAAAAUUACUUUGGUUAUAUACUCGUAAUUAUAAUAUGGCCCGUCGUCAUUUGGAAGAAGCGCUUCGAACAAUGCGUCAAUUGGGUUCUUCGUUAGAAACUGAACGUCUUAAAGUUUCUACAAUGCUUGCUGAAUUGUUGUUAUCUGGAAGGCAUUUUAGGGAGUGUCUGGAGGUUUGCAAAGCAGAAUUGCCUGACUCUCCUCGUCAUCCCCAAGUUCACACAAAACUUCUUUUUAUUUAUGCUGAGGCCCAAUUACGUUUAGGGGAAUUUUCACGAGCUUUGGAAGCUGUAAAUGCUGGGAUUCAAUUUUCUGGAGGUUCUGGUGGAGUUCUUGUUGAAUGUUAUUUUAGAUUGGUUAAAUCUUUGAUUCUUUCAAUACAAAUGACUGAUCAACAAGAAUUGGGCAAAUCAGUUGGAGAAUUGGGAGAAAUUUUACAAACAGUUUAA
Meloidogyne enterolobii is the source of this 645-nucleotide messenger RNA. The record is from the annotation of a GenBank genome assembly. NCBI's taxonomy places the organism in Eukaryota, Metazoa, Nematoda, Chromadorea, Rhabditida, Meloidogynidae.